AUGACAGCUCGCUAUGGGGACGACGUGCUGGCCAAGAUGCUCGAGGUUGUGAGGAAAAAAGAGGCGACUGAGGAAGUGGCGACACAAUUCCAAAUUACUCAAUUUACGCAAUGGCUGAACGACCGAAAAAAAAACCGCGAGUGA
Messenger RNA from Phytophthora nicotianae INRA-310, 144 nucleotides. RefSeq lists its product as hypothetical. The transcript has a single exon. The coding region runs from base 1 to 144 and encodes 47 amino acids. NCBI's taxonomy places the organism in Eukaryota, Oomycota, Peronosporomycetes, Peronosporales, Peronosporaceae. The record is from RefSeq and is a predicted model, not a curated record.